This is a messenger RNA of Gavialis gangeticus (Gharial), 2959 nucleotides long. RefSeq names its product fibrillin-1-like. The transcript has 11 exons. Bases 277 to 2298 code for a protein of 673 amino acids. NCBI's taxonomy places the organism in Eukaryota, Metazoa, Chordata, Crocodylia, Gavialidae. The record is from RefSeq and is a predicted model, not a curated record. Gene Ontology annotation, molecular function: calcium ion binding.
UGCAUGUACAUUUCAUCUGGCUCAGUUUUUUCCAGUUAUAUGGGGGGGAGGAAUGGUAAAACUUCGACCAGGUUAGUGGUUAUGAAAGAAACUCAAGCAAAAUCUAUUUCAAGAUUAAUUUUGUUGUAACUUAAUCAAAUUACCAAUCCGUGCUGGGCAAUCUACUUCAAUUUGGGUCUGUGAGUCCCUUAAGCAAGAUGGAUCUGACAACAGGCCUGUUAAAGAUGAUGGGCGUUAAUUUUACAUUAAUUACAACAGCCUGUGGGAUUGGGUCUCAUGGGAGCCCUUGUGUGUGAAGGGCAUUUGACCUGCUUUGCAUGCAGUUGCCAGGCACAUUGUAAACAGUCUUUCUUUCCAGAUCCAUACAAACAGGAAUGUACUAGGAGGGGAAUCCAGUGCCAUCCAAAGGCAAUUUGUCAGCAGGAUGAAGUGAAAAACUAUUUCUAUUGCCAGUGUCUGCCAGGAUAUGGAGGUGAUGGGACUAAUUACUGUCAAGACCCUGGCAUCAGCAUAACAGCAUUCAAUAAAACUGCUUGUGAUGCCUUUGGAGAGCAAGUUUGUCUCAUCAGAGUAACUCCUGGAAGGAAAAUCACUUUCCAAAUCUCUGUGUCUGGGGACUACCAGCCAUACAUGAUCGGUUGGUACAAAUUCUACUCUGCCCAAGGACCCCAGUCCCAUGGUUAUCGAAGCAGGCUGGAACUGACUGCUGAGCUGUUCCCAAAGAUGGCUCUGGCCAAUCACCAUCUGGAUCUGAAGUUGUUUUCUAUUGAUGAGGAUGAUUUUUACCCAAAUAUGUUCUGGGCUGAAUUGGCCACAGCAAGGUUGCCUGAUAAACAGGCAUGGAUUGAAGCUUAUGAUUUUACUGACUUCGAGAGGUUAAAUCCCUCCCACUUGAGAUACUUUUUUGUACUGGAAAGGCUGCCAAUAGAGGUUGGUGAGUUCUUGGAAGGAGACACCUUUACCAUACAGCUGCCUCAGUCUCUCCAGCUGUCUCCCAUCAGCUUUGUGAAGUGGAUGAAGCAGCCCUCCUCCCUGAUGCUCUUUGGUUCCAACACUGUAGUGCUGGCCAAUGGGACAGAGGGGAUUGAGAUGAAAAGAGUAAGGAAUAGUGAAUUUGGUUACAUCCGAGCUCUUGUCUAUGAUUUCAUCCCUGGUGUUCCUGGAAGGGUUGUGGUUGCCCAGAGGCUAUUCUUCAUAAAGAAGGAUAUCAGCAAAGUAUGCAGCGGGUCUUCAGGUGAAAAGUACUGUCACUGUAACCCUGGAUUUGAGGGAAACGGCAGCCACUGUGUGGACAAAGAUGAGUGUAUGGAAAGAAUGCCCCGGAAGUGCCCCCCCAAGGCUAACUGCAUCAAUUUGUAUGGAUCCUACCGUUGUCAUUGCCCAGCAGGAUUUGAAGGAGAUGGAUUGUACAGCUGCACAGAUAUAGAUGAGUGUGCAAGAGGCACCCACAACUGCAAUCAGGAUGCUACUUGUCUGAACACCCUUGGCUCCUAUUUCUGCAUGUGUCAGAGUGGGUUUAUUGGUGAUGGAGUUCACUGUGAAGCAAAAAGCAGGUGGUUGCCAUGGUCUCCAUGGUCUGUGUGCACAGUCACCUGUGGGUACCAGAACCAGAUACGGAUCCGCCUGUGCAACCAUUCAAAGAGUGGGAUGCACUGUGAGGGGUCAUCUGCUGAUGUCAAGCUCUGUCCCAGUCUGGAACCAUGCCCUACAGCAAACAGUCAGUGGUCAGAAUGGUCACCUUGGUCAGCAUGUUCACACACCUGCUCUGGGAUUAAGAAAAGAAUCCGGAUGUGCAACAGUCCCACUCCCUCCCAAGGAGGCUUGCCCUGUGCUGGGUUAAAGGAGGAAAUCACCUUGUGCAACAAAAGAUGCCCAGUUGAUGGAAUGUGGUCCCCAUGGACACCUUGGACUCCUUGUCUUGUCUCUUGUGGGCUGGGAGUGGUGAGCCGUUCUCGUUGGUGCAAUAAUCCUGCCCCACAGCACGAAGGAAAAAACUGCACUGGCCAUGGACAUGAGGAAGGCACCUGUGGAUUUCCAGUAAGUCACACACAACUGUCUGCUAAAAGAUUUUAUGCUUGUACAAUCUAUUCCAUCUGUGUGCAUACUGGAUGUGCGUAUUUAUUUAAAUGCCAGUCCCAAGUUAUUGCCUGUUACAUUGGAACAAAUUCCUAUUAUUUGUAUAAAUAUCCUAGAUGCACAGCAUCUUUCAAUGAUAUAGAUGAAUUGUAUUCCCCUCUACCUGUACCAGAAAUGGUGAAAGGGAGGCAGCUUUUAAGGGGCUGCUAUUGGAAACAUUGAAAAUGACUGGAGGUGGCCCAUUUCAUAGCUGCUGCCGCUCCUGCCUUUCAAUAACAGCCCUAACACUGACCGUUACAAGCUCUGAGGAUGAGGGGAGCUAGUCCAUUGACAGGCACUACUGCUAUAAUAGCCCAUACUAAUAGUGUUGGGUGCUUGAGGAACUCAUGUUUAUAUAAGUGCACAAACAGGAAAGUGCUCAACCCUUUCUUCAGUCCUGCGACUACAGACUUAACUGGAAAGCCCUGUGCUUCUUGGGGAAGGAGUAAUGAGCUACAGAGAGAUUCAGUGAUUAAGCAGCCAGAUAAAAAUAUUAUUGGUAGUAUAGCAGUAUUGUUGUGUUAUAUGAUGAUAAUACCCCACUCUACAUUAGUUUGUAUUUUGGGAGUUGUAGCCUCCCCCACCAACUAUCCACAGAAGUGAAGGAGAAACAGGCCGAAGUGGUUCUGGACCAUAAAAGCUGCCACUGACUGGGUCAGACCACAGGUCUACCUCACCCAAGGGCAGGGAGCACAAGCUGAAAGGGAGAGAACUAAACAUAGCCCCCAACUUGCGGCCUCCAGCAUUUCAGGCCAGGGAGGUUGAUGCAGAGGCCUUGCCCCUACCUCACUCAAUAGCUGCUGAUGCAGCGGAACGGGAGCACGUCUGGUCCCUUCCAGCCCUA